Molecule: messenger RNA, 2265 nt
Organism: Solanum tuberosum (potato)
Lineage: Eukaryota; Viridiplantae; Streptophyta; Magnoliopsida; Solanales; Solanaceae
Source: RefSeq, a predicted model, not a curated record
AUGGACGUUCGCCGGAGAUCUGAAAAGCCUGUUUAUCCAUCUAAGGUCUUUGCCGCCGAUGAAAAACCUCUCAAACCCCACAAAAAUCAACAACAAGAGGACAACAAUACCCUUCUCAUUGAUGCUUCCGAUGCUCUCCCACUUCCUUUGUAUCUCACUAAUGGCUUGUUUUUCACCAUGUUUUUCUCUGUUAUGUAUUUUCUUCUAUCAAGGUGGCGUGAGAAAAUCAGGAAUUCUACACCUUUACACGUGGUUACGCUUUCUGAAUUGGGUGCUAUUGUUUCGUUAAUCGCUUCUGUCAUUUAUCUUCUCGGUUUCUUUGGGAUUGGGUUUGUUCAGACGUUUGUGUCAAGGGGAAAUAAUGAUUCAUGGGAUGAAAAUGAUGAGGAAUUUCUAUUAAAGGAAGAUAGUCGUUGUGGACCUGCGACUACUCUUGGCUGUGCUAUUCCUGCUCGACAAAUUGCCCCAAUGGCACCACCUCAACCUGCUAUGUCUGUAGCAGAGAAACCUGCCCCGUUGAUCACACCAGCUUCGUCUGAAGAAGACGAAGAGAUAAUUAAAUCCGUGGUGCAGGGGAAAAUUCCAUCAUACUCAUUGGAAUCCAAGCUCGGUGAUUGUAAGCGCGCUGCGUCGAUAAGGAAGGAGGUGAUGCAGAGGAUUACAGGGAAGUCUCUAGAAGGGCUACCAUUGGAAGGAUUUAACUAUGAAUCUAUUCUUGGGCAGUGUUGUGAGAUGCCAAUCGGGUACGUGCAGAUACCGGUGGGAAUAGCAGGGCCAUUGUUGCUCAAUGGAAAGGAGUUUUCAGUGCCCAUGGCAACCACAGAAGGAUGUUUAGUGGCUAGCACCAAUAGGGGUUGCAAGGCUAUCUAUGCUUCUGGUGGUGCUACCUGCAUUUUGCUCCGUGAUGGGAUGACCAGAGCACCAUGUGUCAGGUUCGGCACAGCCAAAAGGGCAGCGGAGUUGAAGUUCUUUGUUGAAGAUCCCAUCAAAUUUGAGACACUUGCUAAUGUAUUCAACCAGUCAAGCAGAUUUGCCAGAUUACAAAGAAUUCAGUGUGCAAUUGCGGGAAAGAAUCUGUACAUGAGAUUUGUAUGUAGCACCGGUGAUGCAAUGGGAAUGAACAUGGUGUCCAAAGGUGUACAAAAUGUUCUUGAUUACCUUCAGAAUGAAUAUCCUGACAUGGAUGUCAUCGGCAUAUCUGGGAACUUUUGCUCGGACAAGAAGCCAUCAGCAGUUAAUUGGAUCGAGGGGAGAGGAAAGUCUGUAGUUUGUGAGGCAAUUAUCACAGAAGAGGUGGUGAAGAAAGUUCUGAAAACUGAAGUUGCUUCUCUUGUGGAGCUGAACAUGCUUAAAAAUCUUACUGGCUCUGCCAUGGCUGGUGCUCUUGGUGGUUUCAAUGCCCAUGCCAGCAAUAUCGUCUCAGCUGUGUUUAUAGCCACUGGUCAGGAUCCAGCUCAGAACAUAGAGAGCUCGCACUGCAUCACUAUGAUGGAGGCUGUAAAUGAUGGCAAGGACCUCCAUAUUUCUGUUACAAUGCCUUCCAUUGAGGUUGGUACGGUUGGAGGUGGAACUCAGCUUGCAUCUCAGUCAGCUUGCUUAAACUUGUUAGGAGUGAAAGGUGCCAACAGAGAGGCACCAGGGUCAAAUGCAAGGCUCUUGGCCACAGUAGUAGCUGGUUCUGUUCUUGCUGGGGAGCUAUCCCUCAUGUCGGCUAUCUCGGCUGGGCAACUAGUUAAUAGCCACAUGAAAUACAAUAGAUCUACCAAAGAUGUCACCAAGGCAUCCUCCUAAUACAAUCCAUUCUCCUCGCUUGUAUUUGAAGAUGAUCCCACAAGUAGCUUCCAUUUAUGAAUGAUCGAUAUUAGGAAUAAAUAAAAUAAAUUUACAAAGCAAAAAAGAAAAGAAAAAUAAAGAGAAGAGGGAUAGAGAGAAGGAAAAGUUUGGACUAGUGUUGAAGCAGAAAACAAAGUGAAGUCGCGGAGACAAAUACCUUCCACUUCUUUUUUUCACCAUUGUCCGUGGGGAGGGAGAAGUUAGCUGGGCUUUGUUUGUUGUCUCAGUGAUUGAUUCUUGAUGACAUGUAUUAGCUGCCAACACCUUCGUAUCAUUCAAAUGUGUCAAAACGCCAUACCCUUUUCGUUUCUAUUGUACUGUUCCUUUGUUUGUUAAUUUGUCAUUUCUACAGGGGUUGUCUGGAUCUGAUCACUAAGUGUGUUGUUGUAUAUGAAAAUAACUUCUUUUAUUCAAAUGAAUUAUUUGUUCUUC